UUUAUUAAUACCUUCUUUUUCUUUCAGAUCCCAGAAGAGAUGUCAUGCUGUAGGAACUCGUACGUGGAGCAGGGUUUGAGUCCCAUGCGGAUGGAGGUGUUGGUGGAAGACUGUGGGUCCUGUAGCUACCAAAGUCUGCUCAAAAACAGUAUUGAUGCCCUGCUUAAAGAAGCCAAGGACAAAUUCAAAGGUUAUGACAGCUGCUCGACUCCAGAGAACGCCGAACUUGCAUACAAGAAGGUUCAGGACGGGUCAUCUUUACGGCAGUGGAAAGUGUGCGUGGACGUGCCAGCACCCGCUGAGGACGUGUUACAGCGGAUUCUGCGGGAACAAGAACAGUGGGAUGAGGACCUGUUAGAGUGCAGGACUGUGGAGGCACUAGAGGACAACACAGAGGUCUAUCAGUACGUCAGGAACUCCAUGGCGCCCCAUCCGCCAAGAGAUCACGUGGUGCUCAGGUCGUGGGUGACAGACUUGCCCAAGGGAGUGUGUGCUUUGGUGUGUGUGUCGGUGGAUCAUGAGAGUGCAGCGGCGCUGGGUGUUCGUACUAACGUUCUGACCUCUCGCUAUUACAUCGAACCCUGCGGAUCCAACAAGAGCCGUCUCACACACAUUUCCAGAAUAGACUACAGGGGUCGUUGCCCUGAAUGGUACAAUAAGCUGUAUGGUCACCUGUGUGCUGCAGAGGUGGUGAGGAUACGAGACUCCUUCACCUGCCUGGACAAAUAAACACUCACACACACACACACACACACACCUGGUGUGCACUUUGAUGUUCUCAACAAACUCUUGGAUCAGAGAGGAAAAUGAUUUUAAACUCCCUUAACACGAUCUGAGCCCUUAGACGAUACGGACUGUCAACUGUGCCGAAAUCAACAAGCUACAUUGGUCAAAGUUCUUGCCAUUAUGAUUGCCAUCAAAUGACAAGCCUGAAAGACUGGAAAUAGGCGUUCCUGCUGCUAUGACAUCAUCAUCCCUGACGUCACAACGCUUGACCUUGUUACUGAAUAUGCCAUAGGGUGACUACAUGAGAUGGGAGGUGCUUUUGCUUCUGAGAAGCAAGUAUGUGUGUGUGUAUUUUUGAAUGACUGUGGAAGUGAGCAUAUGAAUAGUGUGUCUGAUGUUUAUGUGCGUGUAUUAUUGACAAAUGAGACAUAUUCUAUGCACUGGCACCCGCUGCAAAACAGUGUUUAUACCUAUUCCUGUGUGCGUCACUGUUACAUAGUAUCUGCAAAGCUGUGUACAGUGCUUUCCUUGUAUGGACAGAUGGAUGGAUGAAUAGAUGACAUGUUUGUCGAUAGACGAGACAGAAGGUGGUGGCUGGCACACCUUUGAAAGGAAGACAGGAAAUGUGUGAUGGAGAAAAAGACUAGUGCAUGUGGACAUUUAAACAGCAGAAGGUUCCAACAGCACCAAAACCAAAGCUGAGACCAAUAUACCGAUGGACCAAUUCUUCAGGAUUCCACACAGGACUCCAAAGAAGAACUCGCCUCGAGGCCUGUAAUUGGUCCAGAUCAGUGCUGCAAACCAAUAAAAUUCGUGUGAGCUCAACAGUCUUGGCCAUUUAACAUCUCUAGUCCUGGGAAAAGGGCGUUACGAAAAACUAAAAGGAUAGGAAAAGCGUUUUGUUUGGGUUGGAUGUUCAGGUUUGAUUAUAGGGGCUACCAAGCCAGUAACUUUGUCAGAGGAUGGUAGAGAAUGUAUGAGGAGAAGUGAUGUCUGUUUGUUCUUGUCAGUGUUAAGCAAAAAUGAAGUAAAAGUCUAAAAUUGUAACAAAGCUUGCAUUUACACUUAAAUAUAACCAGGCCUGCGGUCACACAGUAAAUCAGAGUAGAAGUGCUGAAAUCAUCCAACACAGUUCUUUCUGACGUGAUGAGUCCAGCAUUCCUAUUGAGGCGCUUUAUGACGGACGGUCCUGGGUUUGAUGUCUCGAUUUAUUACUACUUGCGUGCCUGUCCACGGCGGAGUAUCAUAAACGUGUGUAAAUUAAGCUUAUGCUGCCAAACAGAGAAUAACGCAUGACAAUGACAGUUAAUUUAAACGCCUCUGUAUUUAUAUCACUCAUAUCUUGUUUUUGUAUGUAUCUUAUUUUAUUGUAAAUGUUACACUCUAAGUUACAGAAAUGAGAAAGUUGUUUAUCUUUUUUAUUAUUAAUGUUAUUUCUGUACAGAUUAAUCAUGGUCAAAAUGCACUAUUAAAUGUAUUAAAACAGCAUGAAUGGCUUCCAUCGA
Messenger RNA from Pimephales promelas (fathead minnow), 2231 nucleotides. The record is from RefSeq and is a predicted model, not a curated record. Lineage: Eukaryota; Metazoa; Chordata; Actinopteri; Cypriniformes; Leuciscidae.